CUCAAAACGAGACACCAAAACAAAUACAAUUUAUAAUUGGACCCAUCGAUUUUAAAGUAAAGUAUGCCACAAACUUUAAAAAGGCUAAAAAAAGAAAAGAAAAUAUAAAUACACUUACGUUUCUCAGACUCCAUAUAUAGGACUCAAAACUUCUCUGGAUUCUUCACAUUUCACCACAACGACCACCACUCCUACACUAACACUUAUAUCACCAACACAUUGUGUUCUACUAUACAUAAAAUUCAGUUCCUAAGUAUUUUUGUUUUGUUUUGUGAGAUCGAUGGAGAGUUACUUGAGGAAAUGGUGUUUAGUUUCUGUGUGGGUUUUGCUUUUAGGUUUAGGGUUUAAGGUAAAAGCAGAGCCUCAAGUUCCAUGUUACUUCAUCUUUGGUGAUUCUUUGGUUGACAAUGGAAACAACAAUCGUCUUAGAUCUAUUGCAAGAGCCGAUUAUUUCCCUUACGGCAUCGAUUUCGGCGGCCCCACCGGCCGUUUUUCCAACGGCAGAACCACCGUCGACGUUCUCACUGAGCUACUUGGAUUUGAUAACUACAUUCCUGCGUAUAGUACUGUGAGUGGCCAAGAGAUACUUCAAGGAGUCAACUACGCAUCUGCAGCUGCUGGAAUCAGAGAAGAAACCGGUGCACAAUUGGGACAAAGGAUAACAUUUAGUGGGCAAGUAGAGAAUUAUAAGAACACAGUGGCACAAGUGGUGGAGAUUCUUGGAGACGAGUACACUGCAGCAGAUUACCUUAAGAGAUGCAUUUACUCUGUUGGUAUGGGAAGCAAUGACUAUCUUAAUAACUACUUCAUGCCUCAGUUCUACUCCACUAGCAGACAGUACACUCCCGAACAGUAUGCUGACGAUCUUAUCAGUCGUUACAGGGACCAGCUUAAUGCACUGUACAACUAUGGAGCUAGAAAGUUUGCAUUGGUAGGAAUUGGAGCCAUUGGAUGUAGUCCGAAUGCGCUCGCACAGGGCAGCCAAGACGGAACAACUUGUGUGGAGCGUAUCAACUCGGCCAACCGAAUCUUCAACAACAGGCUCAUAUCUAUGGUCCAACAACUAAACAACGCUCAUUCCGAUGCUAGUUUCACUUACAUCAAUGCUUAUGGCGCUUUUCAGGAUAUAAUCGCCAAUCCCUCUGCUUAUGGGUUUACGAAUACGAACACUGCGUGUUGCGGAAUUGGAAGGAACGGAGGUCAGCUAACAUGUUUACCGGGAGAACCCCCGUGCUUGAACCGAGAUGAGUACGUGUUUUGGGAUGCAUUUCAUCCUUCGGCUGCUGCAAACACGGCCAUUGCAAAAAGAUCUUACAAUGCACAAAGAUCUUCCGACGUUUAUCCGAUUGAUAUCUCGCAAUUAGCACAGCUUUGAAAGGACAGAGAAUAGGAGAGUUUUACAACAAUUGUAUGCUUUUCAGGUUAUAAAUUGAAUUAUUGGAAAUGAUUCUGAUGUUAUGUGUGUACCCAAAGUGUUCAACUUUAUAAAAAAAAAUAGGGAUUGCAUUAUCUGAGUUACUUCCACAAUGUUUUUUUUUUUUUUUUUUUUUUCUUUUCUGUAAUCGUGUAUUUUCAUUCAGUUUCAAAAUGUGUAGUCUAGGAUUUAUUGUCUAAAACUUUUGUUUGGUUGAACACGGCUUCGCUGAAACUGGAUCUAGUAUAUAGAUAGGAAUUGUGUUAAAUUGUUUUGAUCAUUUGAUUUUUAUUAACCGUCAUUAAUCAACUAUGAGUACAACAAAUGUAAGAAAGAAGACAG
This is a messenger RNA of Arabidopsis thaliana (thale cress), 1756 nucleotides long. Its product is annotated as GDSL-like Lipase/Acylhydrolase superfamily protein. The transcript is spliced from 5 exons. The record is from RefSeq and is marked reviewed. Gene Ontology annotation, cellular component: apoplast. Gene Ontology annotation, molecular function: hydrolase activity, acting on ester bonds. NCBI's taxonomy places the organism in Eukaryota, Viridiplantae, Streptophyta, Magnoliopsida, Brassicales, Brassicaceae. The coding region runs from base 281 to 1375 and encodes 364 amino acids.